CGCUAGGAAGCUUAGAAGUAGAUCGAAGCGGGUUCGACGAAGAUUAUAAUACGACACCAUCCGCUGCCCUGGACAGGAACAUUCACCCAAGCGGAGCAAUCAGAAAGAGCCAUCUCAUACUCCCAGAGCUCGACGCUUCAUAAUGGGCUUCCAAUCUGGCGAUGUCGUCCGCCUCCGUGGCUCCACCGUGGUCUACAAGGUGGUCGCCGUGAACGGCUGCUUGGUCACAAUCCUCGUCUCCAACCCGCAGCCCGACGGGCAGUAUCUGCCAUUCAACUCGACAUCCCUGCAGACUGUGGACGAGUCCCGCCUGGAGAAGGCCGAUGAUGUCUCUUGAAGAUCCUAAGACUUGGGCUGGGAAUUUUGGGUGGAUUUCUGUUUUUUCGUUGAUAUCCUUGACGCUAGAGGGCGGGAUGCAAUCCAUGGAUUUUAUGGGAGCGCGGCGCUGGGAAACUCCGGGUCCGGCCUGGCAUUGAAAGGGCACUUCGCAGACUCCCUUCACCGGAGUCUCGCAACGCACCGACGCGUGGUGCUUCUUGGUUGGACGGUGGUUGGAGUGACACAGCAAUUCUCGGCUCCAACUCGGGCACUCCCGUUCCAUUACAGCACGAGGUUUCACCAAAGCACCUCCACGGCUGCAGCACCAUGCAAAGCUGUGGCGAUCAACUCGGACACUCAGUCAGGUUCACUGGUUGACGUUGACGAAGGGAG
This is a messenger RNA of Chaetomium strumarium, 711 nucleotides long. RefSeq lists its product as uncharacterized. Bases 143 to 337 code for a protein of 64 amino acids. NCBI's taxonomy places the organism in Eukaryota, Fungi, Ascomycota, Sordariomycetes, Sordariales, Chaetomiaceae. The transcript has 4 exons. The record is from RefSeq and is a predicted model, not a curated record.